Molecule: messenger RNA, 1194 nt
Organism: Didymella exigua CBS 183.55
Lineage: Eukaryota; Fungi; Ascomycota; Dothideomycetes; Pleosporales; Didymellaceae
Product: calcium/calmodulin-dependent protein kinase type 4
Exons: 3
Coding region: 1-1194 (397 amino acids)
Biological process (GO): protein phosphorylation; cellular response to oxidative stress
Molecular function (GO): ATP binding; calcium/calmodulin-dependent protein kinase activity; calmodulin binding
Source: RefSeq, a predicted model, not a curated record
AUGGCGUCGAACGGAGCAACCACACCUCAGUCACAGGCGCAAGUGCAGCCCUGUCGAUACAAGACCGGAAAGACAUUGGGUGCGGGAAGCUACUCCGUUGUCAAGGAGUGCGUGCAUAUCGACACAGGAAGAUACUAUGCCGCCAAGGUCAUCAACAAGAGGCUCAUGGCGGGGCGAGAGCACAUGGUCAGGAACGAGAUUGCCGUUCUGAAGAGAGUGUCCAUGGGCCACAGGAACAUCCUGACCCUGGUGGACUAUUUCGAGACCAUGAACAACUUAUAUCUCGUGACCGACCUUGCCCUUGGAGGCGAGCUGUUCGACCGCAUCUGUCGAAAGGGCAACUACUACGAGUCUGAUGCCGCAGACCUGAUUCGAGCCACACUCUCUGCUGUCGCCUACCUCCACGACCACGGCAUUGUACACCGAGACUUGAAGCCUGAGAACCUGCUGUUCCGUACCCCCGAAGACAACGCCGAUCUUCUGAUUGCUGACUUUGGACUGUCGCGCAUUAUGGAUGAAGAGCAGUUCCAUGUUCUCACGACCACCUGCGGAACUCCCGGCUAUAUGGCGCCUGAGAUCUUCAGAAAGACUGGUCACGGCAAGCCUGUCGACAUCUGGGCUAUCGGCGUCAUCACUUACUUCCUCCUCUGCGGCUACACACCGUUCGACCGCGACUCAAACCUCGAAGAGAUGCAAGCCAUUCUUGUCGCUGACUACUCAUUCACGCCGCUCGAAUACUGGCGCGGUGUCUCGCUCACAGCUCGCGAGUUCAUUCGCCGUUGCUUGACCGUGGAUCCAGCAGCGCGCAUGACCUCGCACGAAGCUCUGUCGCACCCUUGGAUUGCUGACCUCGGCGCCAGUAAAGCCGAGGGUGAAGAAGAUCUGCUGCCAACAGUCAAAAAGAACUUCAACGCUAGGCGCACGCUUCACGCAGCUAUCGACACCAUCCGUGCCAUCAACCAGUUGAGGGCUGGCGGCGCAGCUGGCAUGAUGGACGGCAUCAAGGCGAGCGAGCCGCGCCGUGGCGCACCUCCAGCUCCCAAGUUUCCCCAGCCUGCAGAAGAGGGGUCUGACCCUAUGGAGAUCGACCAUGUUGACAGUCGGGGCAACGGUCACGGCCAGACCGAAGCUAUGAUCAAAGAGCAAGAGCGCAGGAUCCGAGAGACACAGCAAGGACUGUGGGGUAAGCGCUGA